GUGUGCUGUGAGGCGGCCGGGCCCCUCCGCGGAGGAGCCGCGUGCGGUAAGCGCGGCCCGCGGCGAGACGGCUGCAGGGGCAGCGCGUAGCUCCCGCGGCGGCGCCGCGGCCGCUCCCUCACGCGAGCGGCGAGGGUCACUGCGGGCAACCUGAGCGGCGGAAGCGCGAUGCCGAUGCUCCCCCGAUUGCCGGCUCGCGGCGUGGUAGCAGAAUUUAAUGUUUUACAAGACAGCGAUGGCUUUUUCUCUAGAAUUUGAAUAUGGAGGCCACAGGGACAGAUGAAGUAGAAAAGAUAAAAUCAAAGUUUAUGUCUGCAUGGCAUAACAUGAAAUACAGUUGGGUGUUGAAAACAAAAACUUACUUUAGUAGAAACUCUCCAGUCUUUCUGCUAGGAAAAUGUUACCACUUCAAAUCUGAUGAAUCUGGUGAGCUUUCUACAGAUGGAUCUGGGUUUGAUCAAAUCAGCACAGAGAUUUCAGGAAAUGUUGAGGAGUUUCGUAAAGAUUUUAUUUCUAGAGUGUGGCUGACUUACAGAGAAGAAUUUCCUCAGAUAAAGGGCUCUGCAUUAACAACAGACUGUGGUUGGGGUUGCACACUGAGAACUGGUCAGAUGCUAUUGGCUCAAGGUCUGGUGCUUCAUUUUCUUGGUAGAGCCUGGAUCUGGCCAGAUGCAUUGGACAUUGAAAAUUCAGACUCUGAAUCAUGGACGACCCAUACAGUGAAAAAGCUGACUGCAUCAUUUGAAGCAUCACUUACAGCAGAAAGAGAACCCAAGAUCUUGUCAAACCAUCAUAAGGGAACAUUAAAGAGAAACUGUGGUGACAGUGAAAUGAGAAAUGAAGUUUAUCAUAGAAAAAUAAUUUCUUGGUUUGGUGACUCUCCAGUGGCAGCUUUUGGCUUACAUCAGCUAAUAGAAUAUGGAAAGAAGUCUGGGAAAAUGGCUGGAGAUUGGUAUGGGCCUGCAGUUGUUGCACAUAUUUUAAGAAAAGCUGUUGAAGAAGCAAGAGACCCUGAGCUACAAGGAGUAACAGUCUAUGUUGCUCAGGAUUGUACAGUCUACAGUUCAGAUGUUAUUGACAGACAGUGUUCUUUUAUGGAUUCUGAAAAAGCAGAUACAAAAGCUGUAAUUAUAUUAGUUCCUGUGAGACUUGGUGGAGAGAGAACAAACAUGGACUAUUUAGAGUUUGUAAAGGGAAUUUUAAGCCUUGAGUAUUGUGUUGGUAUUAUCGGUGGCAAACCCAAGCAAUCAUAUUACUUUGCUGGAUUUCAAGAUGACAGUUUGAUUUACAUGGAUCCUCAUUACUGCCAAUCUUUUGUAGAUGUCAGCAUAAAGGAUUUCCCUCUUGAGUCGUUCCACUGUCCUUCUCCCAAAAAGAUGUCAUUCAAAAAAAUGGACCCAAGCUGUACAAUAGGAUUUUAUUGUAGAAGUGUGCAGGACUUUGAGAAGGCUUCAGAAGAAAUAACAAAGAUGCUGAAAUCUUCAUCGAAGGAGAAAUACCCCUUGUUUACUUUUGUAAAGGGUCAUUCUAGAGACUAUGAGUUUGCUUCCAGUCCACUCCAUGAAGAAAAUGACCUUUUCUCUGAGGAUGAAAAGAAAAGAUUAAAAAGAUACGUGUCCUCCUCCCUCCCCCCAAAAGGCAAGCUGUGCUGGAAAUGGUCUAUUUUCAUAAAGAUUAUGAUGUUUUAUAUGUUGAUAGUCUUUAAAAUGUCAUUUAUAAAUGUACUUACUAAUUAUUUUUGUUCAUCGGUAGUUGGGCGAGUUUCACGUUACAUUGUGCUAGCGAAGACGGACGGCGUUGCUUAGAGCCCCUAUGCUGAAAUGUGCCUGUGCCCUGGGCUUGUCCUCUUAAAAGCCCUGGCCAGUCCCUGAGUCCUACCUUGUGACCCUACUGCUGUUUCAGUCCAGGAUGAAUCCUGAGCAGAGGCUGCCAAGUGCAUGUUGGUUUUAUGUCAUGAACAUACAUCCACAGGUUUUGAGACCAAUUUUUUUUCUGCUUGUAAGCAAAAUUUGAGCUCUGCUUUCCUGUGGUAAGAGUAACACUCUAAUCUGGUUUGCUAUGUAGGCCCUAGUCACAGUUCACACUGUAAUUGCGGCAUACCUUUCUUCCGCUGGGCUGCUCAGGAUUAAGUUUGAUAUAUCAGCAGUAAUUGUUAGUUGCAAUACUGAUAUAAUUAUAUAGGCUGAAUUGUGAGUUAAGAUACUAUUUAGCAGUAUGAUUUUAUAAUGGUUUCUCAUUAAGCUUGCUUUGGAGCCUUAAUAUGAGGAGUGAAGAUAAAGUAUUAGCUUUCCCCGCAAUUUUUAAAGGUUAUACUAUUAAUAUUAACUGCAACCAAUCAAAAUAGAUAAAGAUGGUUAAUAGAAGGGAGCAGUGUUUGUUUUCUGUUUCAGCUAUUAAAAUGUUGAGGCUUGUCUGCUAUUAGUGCAGCUUUUAAAGCAAGCAGGGAAGUAGGUGGUAAAAAUUCUGGCGUAUGAUUUUUUUUGAUACAUGUUAUUGUACAAAUGGUUACUCGAUGUCUGUGUUCUAAAAUUGUAAACAAAUGUACAUAAAUAAUUUCAUGUUUUAACAAAGCAAAUGCAGUAUUUAAGAUUCAAUUAACACUGCUUGGAAAAUAAAAAGUGUGAAAACAUUAAAUGCAUGUGGGUUUCAUAUUAAUAUUGGUUCCUCUAAGAGCAGAUAUAAUCUUGUGUCUAAAAAAAUAUUGUAAGGUGCGAGUACUGUUUAUUUGUAAUA
This is a messenger RNA of Rhea pennata, 2733 nucleotides long. It is a transcript of the gene ATG4C, whose product is annotated as autophagy related 4C cysteine peptidase. NCBI's taxonomy places the organism in Eukaryota, Metazoa, Chordata, Aves, Rheiformes, Rheidae. The transcript has 12 exons. Bases 261 to 1805 code for a protein of 514 amino acids. Gene Ontology annotation, molecular function: protein-phosphatidylethanolamide deconjugating activity. The record is from RefSeq and is a predicted model, not a curated record.